UGGACGGUUUGUUUGAUAACACUGCGAGAGAAACAAGCUCCUUCACCUCCUAAAACUUAACAUUAGCCUUAAGUUCUGCAUAAAAAUAGUUUUCUAAAAGCUUGGUUCGGAUAAAUUCGGGUGGAUUCUGACUUCGUGUGAUCGAGAGUGGUUCGCUUUGGGUGAAAAAUAAACAGGAAGUAGCUAGCGUUGUGGGACGUGUAGUUCCGCUUGCAGGCCACUGAGCUUGCAACAACGCAUACAAAUAAGAAACAACAUCUAAAUAACAUAAACUGAACCAGAAGACGGUGUGUAUAUCCUCGGCAUUGAGGUAAACAUGCCCGGGUUCACCUGCUGCGUGCCUGGGUGCUACAACAACUCUCAUCGGGACCGGGAGUUACGUUUUUACACAUUUCCUAAAGACACCACGCUGAGGGAGAUGUGGCUGAGGAACAUCUCCCGGGCCGGGGUCAGUGGCUGCUUUAGCACCUUCCAGCCCACCACAGGACACAGAGUCUGCAGUGUGCAUUUUGCAGGCGGGAGGAAAACAUACACUAUUAGAGUACCGUCCCUCUUUCCUCUGCGGGGCGUGAAUGAGCGCAGGAGUCGGAGGGGCAGGGGUAGGAAAGUGUCCGCGGCGGCUCCUGCCCGCGCCGCUGCAGCGACCUCCGGGAUUAUCAUCACCAGCGUCGUGAGCAACGCGGCAGAAGGAGCCGAGGGAAACACCGGCGGCGAGGCGAGCGACGACAGCAUCGCCGUGGUUCAGAUAGGCCAAAACGGGGAGUACCUGGGCACGGCGCGGUUGCCCGUUCAAGCAGAGGGGACUUGUUACACAGCACCGAUCAGCUCCGCAGAAGAGCUGACCGCCGACGUCGCAACCGUGGAUAACGCGUCCAUCUUGCAGCAGCAGCAGCCCGCGCAGUACGUAAGUGUGACCAGCAGCCCGCUCGACCACUCGUAUUCACUGACCACCGGCACCACGUCUGCAGAGCUGCUGCGGAAACUGAACGAGCAGCGGGACAUCAUCGCACUGAUGGAGGUGAAGAUGAAGGAGAUGAAGGCGACCAUCCGUCAGCUCCGGGUGGCUGAGGCCAAGCUGCAGGAGGAGGUGCGGGAGCGGGACAGACUGCUGUACGGGAACACUGUGGCUUUUAACGUCCGGAAGAAAAUGUGAUUUGUAAACAUAACCUGACAUGACCCCUAGAGACUCAGACUGACGAGGAAGAAACGAGACCCAGCUCUAUUUUGUAAGAAACUACGAGCGAUGACAAUUUGUUUUCAACAAGGAGAACUGUCUUUUCAUUGGCUUGAUGUAUAAAGUUGGCUGGCUAACUCAUGUAGUUUAUAUUGAUAAUCUCAUUGCUAGUUCUUUAGAAACGUGCACAAUUAAUUCUUUACAGUCAGACAAGGUCAGUAAAAGCAUUUUUAUCAAUAUAACCAGACUCAUAGUGUUCACAGAUUUAUGAGCAGGCUUCUACAUUUAUUAUCAGACUGAUAAGGAGGAGUCUCAGCAGUGUCAUAGAGAGGUUUUUCUCUUGGAGGUUUCUUUUAAAUGUUUCUACUGCUCUAUGAGCUUGAACAAGAGGAGCUGCAGCCAGAAUGAACCUAAAAUAGAUCUGGGGAGGUGGUGUAAAUAAUGCCAAGAUGAAGUAACUAUAGAACUUUUUGUAAACAAAACACUAUUCUUAGAAAUAUUUUGAUGUUAGUCAAUAAAAGAAAGUGCUACUAUGACUUGAGUUGCCUUUUUAGGUCCCUUAAGACUCGUUUUUUUAAAGGAUGUUUCAUGAAUGAUGCUUUAAGUAAAAUUUUUUUGUUAAAGAAAUCUAAAAAAAAAAAAACUUGUGCAGGUGCUCUUUGCAACCUGUACUUUGUCCAUACUUCUUGGUUUUGCUGUAAAACAGUCGCUGCUUGUUUCAGUGUGAUACAUGGCUGAACUUUACGUGCCUGUUUAUGGUCAGAUGUUUUUCCUCCUGCAGAUGUUUGGUGGCUGCAUCUCUCAGUCCUGUUCAUCUGUGUUUUUAUGUAGGAUGUUACAUUUCUGUUUUUUUUUUCCAAGCUUGGUCUGACAUCAUUGCUCUGCUGUUAUUUUGAAGUAAAUCUCAUUUUGAAAUGGA
This is a messenger RNA of Cheilinus undulatus (humphead wrasse), 2093 nucleotides long. RefSeq names its product THAP domain containing 11 (gene thap11). The record is from RefSeq and is a predicted model, not a curated record. Gene Ontology annotation, biological process: regulation of transcription by RNA polymerase II. NCBI's taxonomy places the organism in Eukaryota, Metazoa, Chordata, Actinopteri, Labriformes, Labridae. The transcript has a single exon. Gene Ontology annotation, molecular function: RNA polymerase II cis-regulatory region sequence-specific DNA binding. Bases 317 to 1153 code for a protein of 278 amino acids. Gene Ontology annotation, cellular component: nucleoplasm.